Episyrphus balteatus (marmalade hoverfly) is the source of this 3236-nucleotide messenger RNA. RefSeq lists its product as uncharacterized. The coding region runs from base 172 to 2592 and encodes 806 amino acids. The transcript is spliced from 7 exons. The record is from RefSeq and is a predicted model, not a curated record. NCBI's taxonomy places the organism in Eukaryota, Metazoa, Arthropoda, Insecta, Diptera, Syrphidae.
UAAUGACAAAUCAAAGAUGCCAAGAAAUUCAAUUACAAACAGGGCGUAGUUCGAUCUAGUUUUGUAUUUGCUGUAUGGGGUUUUUUAAUUUUUCUAUUUAUUUUCCUUUGUUAAAAAACACUUUAUAAAUAUUUAAGUUUUUGGUUACAAUUUAAGUUAUUGGAGGAAACAAUGUUUUCCACAAUUCUUGGACGUUCUUAUGUGUUGUUUCUCGUUCUGACAGUUGUGGGUGUGAUAGCACAAUACGAAUGGCAAUCAAGAGACGCCUUCGAUGAGAUAAAAAUUAAAUUUGACAAAGUAUCUCCUGACAAUUGUCCCAUUCAACAUGUCAGUGAUAUGUAUUUGCCCGAAGAUACAGUCUCGCACAAACCAGAUAUCAAAGAUAUCAAUGUUAAUCCGAUAUUCCCUAAUCGAACGGCUAUGUUGCAUUUGCAUAACAUGGCAAUGAGUCGUAGUUUCUUCUGGAGUUACAUACUCCAGAGUCGAUUCAUUCGACCGGCUAUUAAUGAUACCUAUGAUCCAGGAAUGAUGUAUUAUUUCUUAUCAACUGUCGCUGAUGUAUCUGCGAAUCCUUACAUUAACGCUUCAGCUAUUUACUUCUCACCAAAUAGCUCUUAUACAUCUUCGUAUCGUGGCUUCUUUAAUAAGACUUUUCCACGUUUUGCUCCACGUGCAUUCCGUUUGGAUGAUUUCAAUGAUCCAAUUCAUUUGCAAAAGAUUUCCACAAUGAACACUUUCGAUGUUCGUGAUUUGGGUGCAUCGCCGCCAGAUGCCAUUUCGAAAGAUUACACCUCUGAGUUGUAUAAAAUCAAUGAAUGGUAUCGAACUUGGUUGCCAGAUGAUGUCGAUAAGCGACAUGAUACCAAAACUACUUAUAAAGUACAAAUUCGUUAUGCCAAUAAUACGAAUGAGACUUAUACGUUCCAUGGACCUCCGGCAGCUGAUGAAACUCCGGGUCCAGUUAAAUGGACAAGGCCGUACUUUGAUUGUGGACGUUCGAAUAAGUGGUUGGUAUCGGCAGUUGUUCCUAUUGCUGAUAUCUAUCCUAGACACACACAGUUUAGACAUAUUGAAUAUCCAAAAUACACAGCAAUAGCUGUAUUAGAAAUGGAUUUUGAAAGGAUCGAUAUAAAUCAGUGUCCAAAAGGUGGUGGAAAUGAUAAACCGAAUCAUUUUGCCGAUACGGCGCGUUGUAAAAAGGCUACCACAGAAUGUGAGCCAUUGCAUGGGUGGGGCUUUAGAAGAGGUGGAUAUCAAUGUCGAUGUACGCCUGGCAAUCGACUGCCGAAUAAUGUAAGACGACCCUAUCUGGGGGAAAUAAUUGAACGGGCUUCUGCUGAACAGUAUUACAAUGGUUACAAUUGUAUGCCAAUUGGAUGGAUUCAAAAGUUACCAAUACGUUUGGAUCGUUCACCUUACCAUGUCAGGGAGAAAUACAUGGACCAACACGAGGAAUAUAGGAACUAUUCGACUAUGGCUAAUGCAAUGCAUGCAGAAAAAUUCAACAUUCAUCAAGUGCUUAAGUUUAUUGGAAGUGUGAAUCACGUGACUUGUAAAAAUUUUCAUCCUCAAGAUUUAAUACUACGUGGUGAUGUAAGUUUUGGAGCUAAGCAACAAUUUGAAAACGAGGCUAAGAUGGCAGUCCGUUUGGCCAAUUUCAUCAGUGCUUUUCUUCAGGUAUCUGAUCCAAACGAAGUUUAUUCAGGAAAGCGUGUAGCUGAUAAGCCUCUUACAGAAGAUCAAAUGUUUGGUGAAACCUUAGCUAUUGUGUUGGGCGACUCAAAAGUUUGGUCAGCCGCAACCUACUGGGAGCGCAAUAAAUUUACAAAUCGUACAUAUUUUGCACCGUUUGCAUACAAAAGUCAAUUGAAUACACGUGAUUUUAUGGUGGACGAUGUUGCACGUUUAAACAAAACUGAUGAACUUUAUACCGAAAAAAAAUCCUUUAAAUUCUUAAAACAACGCUGGUCGACAAAUUUCGAUGAUCUAGAAACGUUCUAUAUGAAAAUGAAGAUUCGUCACAAUGAAACUGGUGAAUAUUUGCAACAAUAUGAACACUAUCCAAAUUUCUAUCGUGCGGCCAACUUAAAACAUGGUUACUGGGGUCAGCCGUAUUUCGAUUGUGAUGGUCCUGUUAAACUAUGGUUGAUAACAUAUGCGGUGCCAUUCUUUGGAUGGGACAGUUUGAAAGUAAAAUUGGAGUUCAAGGGAGUCGUUGCUGUAUCCAUGGAUAUGCUUCAAUUGGAUAUUAAUCAAUGUCCAGACUGGUAUUAUGAACCAAACGCUUUUAAAAACACUGACAAAUGUGACAGACAAUCUUCUUAUUGUGUUCCAAUACUUGGUCGAGGCUAUACACCAGGAGGUUACAAAUGUGAAUGUCUGCAAGGUUACGAGUAUCCAUUUGAAGACUUAGUCACAUACUACGAUGGUCAACUGGUCGAAGGUGAAUUUGAAAAUAUUGUUGCAGACAUUCCGAAUCGAUACGAUAUGUUCAAGUGUCGUCUUGCUGGUGCGUCUACAAUUCAUGCAGCUGCAUCUUUAAUUAUUUCUCUAGUUGGAACCGUAUUAUUUCUUCUAUAUAAAUUAAGAUAAAACUUUUUACUUAAAAAUACGAAAAUCGAAUGUUUUGCGCAGUAAGCUCGAAGUACCAUAAAAAUCUCUUUAUCCGUCCAAAAGAUACCAGAAAUAAGACAAAAUAUCUGUCCAAAAGAUACUUCAAACUAAACAAAAAUGCAUAUCAAAUUAAGAUUCAAAAUAAGUUUUUAAGUAAUGUGCUGUUAGACAGUAGCAUUUUGUAACAAUUUGCAUUUCUUGACGUGACGUUUCAAUGUAGAUCCGUCAAAUGGUUUAUGUUAAAAUAAUAUUGUUAGAAUUAUGAUGUUCUCUGGUGUCUUAAAAUAUAAUAUUAGUGCCUUCUCAGGUUAAGUAAGUUUUUUACCUUCCACAGUAGAAAAAAACAACCAAAAGUAAAUUUGUAUUGAAUUUCGUUUACCUGUUUUUUCCUGUAUCAUGAUAGAAUCUUUUUUAAAAAUGAAUCGUCCAUAGGUUUUAAGUCUAUAUGUAUUUGUAUUAAAUUCAAUUUUUAUUAUUAACCAUAAAAUUUCUUUUAAAUAUUAAAAUGUAUGAAUUUUAAUGAUUUUAUACAAACGAUUGUUGUUUUAGAGUAGAUAAAUAUUAUGAAAAUUUUUAUACAAAAUUUAUAAUACAACAUUUUAAUAAAAAAAAUCACAAAUAUA